CAGACAAGACAAUAUAAGACGGGUUGCUUUUGUAUGUUAUAUUUUUAAUUUAUUAUCAACCGGAGCGUGAUUCGGUUCGACGAUUUGGUAAAUUUAAAUUGAAGUCGUCUAAUAAUCAGUUAAGUUCAUUAUCAAAAUGAGUUUAGUGGCUAAUACCGGGAAGUUGGCUGGUCGUACGCUGUUCGUAACAGGUGCCUCCCGCGGUAUAGGGAAGGCUAUAGCGCUGAAGGCGGCAAAGGAUGGUGCUAACGUUGUUAUUGCGGCGAAAACUGCGGACCCACACCCUAAGCUUCCGGGUACAAUUUACACAGCCGCCGAGGAAAUUGAAGCCGUGGGUGGCAAGGCUCUCCCCUGCAUUGUAGAUGUACGAGAUGAGAAACAAGUCCAGAAAGCUAUUGAUGAAGCUAUUAAGAAGUUCAAUGGUAUUGACAUUUUGGUGAACAAUGCGUCGGCUAUCUCUCUGACGGGCACCGCACAGACUGACAUGAAGAGAUAUGACCUCAUGCACAACAUCAACACAAGGGGCACCUUCCUAGUGUCAAAGCUCUGCCUGCCGCACCUGCAGAACAGCAACCAUGCACACAUCCUCAACCUAUCUCCCCCCCUCAACAUGAACCCUUACUGGUUCUCUGUGCACGUGGCGUACACGAUGGCGAAAUACGGCAUGUCAAUGUGCGUGCUCGGCAUGAGCGAAGAGUUCAAGCACCUCAACAUCGGGGUCAACGCACUGUGGCCCAAGACUGCGAUCGCGACGGCUGCUAUCGAAAUGCUGACUGGUAACACCUCGACCAGCCGCAAGGUGGAUAUCGUGUCCGACGCUGCAUACGUCAUGCUUUGCAGAGAUCCCAAGUCGUACACAGGCAACUUCGCGAUCGAUGAAGACAUAGUCAUGCAGGCUGGCGUGAAGGACCUCGUGCCCUACGCCUGCGAUCCCAAGAACGCAGAUAACCUCGUCCUGGACGGUUUCCUUGACGACCCCGUGGUGCCGAACAGGCGUACCCUAACAACCAUUGCUAUGAACGCUCGCCGGUACCACACCUCAGCUGUCAACUUCAAAGAGGACAAGGACGCGGGCGCAGGAGGUCAGAUCCCCGCUCUGUUCGCGUCUAUCGGCAAGGUGCUCUCGCCUGAACUUGUCAAGAAGACGCAGGCCGUCUUCCAGUUCAACGUUAAAGGUAAAGAAGAGGGUGUAUGGCACUUGGACCUGAAGAACGGGGAGGGGUCGUGCGGGCAGGGCGAGCCCAAGAACCCGCCAGACGCGACGCUCACCAUGGACAGCAAGAACUUUGCUGACAUGUUCGCUGGUAAGCUGAAGCCCGCCACAGCCUUCAUGAUGGGUAAGGUCAAGAUCUCCGGAGACCUGCAGAAGGCGAUGAAAUUGGAGAAGAUGAUGAAGUCACUCAAAGAAAAGAUGUAAAUAUAUACAUUAUAUAACAGAUCCUAGGAAACGGUGAAGAUAUUUUUGUACCGAGUGCAAUACAACCAUGCUAAGUGAACAUUUAUACAAACAUGACAUAUUAUCAAAAAAGAGAUGGAAUUAGCCAUCAUAACAAGUUUAGUUUUUAGCACCGGCAACAUUUGUUUCAGCCUUAUUUAUCUAUUGGCCAGCAAAAAUAUUCUAAUCUAAAUCCAUUGUGAUUUGUGAUGUACAUUAUACUGAAUUACGACAUACAGUGUUGCCAAUUUCUACUUUUUUGUCAAACAAAUACGCGCAGCUGUUAUUAUUCUAAAUGUAGUAAAAAUGUUAUUUUUAUAAAAUAUUCAACUAUAUUUUUCUGUAUAUCAUGGUUGCAUUUUUAGAUAUCUUUUUCUGAUUUGCAAAGACGAAAUUAUGUGAGUUUCGUUAAGUGUUGUAUCCGAGUUUUUUUUAAAUAAUGGAUGUCGUUGAAAGUAUUUAUUUUGUUUUUAAAAUAAAUUAUAUUUUGUUAUUGCUCGUGCAAACGCAAAUGUUCACUCUUAAAGUUAUCAAGUUUGAGAGAAUGUAAUGUAUAACAUGUUUAGUUGGUAGAGGAAGACUACCUACCCACUUACACCUCUGCCUUAUCCUUCGGGGAUAUGAGCGUGAUGCUAUGUUGUGAGGAACAAUACGAACUGUUCCAUAGACUGAACUACUUACAUAAGUUGUUGCUCAAAACACUACUCGCCAAUAUCAAAAAUAAUUUGUAAAAAGAAAUUAAUACGUUAAAAUACAAUAUUUUUAGUACAGGGGGGUUAAAUUGCCACAUCGAAGCAAAUCAUCUAAUAAAGCAAUAUUGCAGUUUGACAUUUGCGCAUAUAAAAGUAAGUGCGCAGUGCAAACAAAUGUCAAAUAGAAUUAUUGGUUUUUUAAAAUGAAUUGCUUUGAUGUGGCCUUUUUAAUCCCCCAGUACAAUGUAUUUGUGCCUUAUCUUACUGCCAAAGUAAACCUUUCCUAUAAAUAUCAGAUCACACUAGUAUUAAACAGCAUAAGUAAAAUAUAGGAAUCACAUUAUGUAUGAAAAAUAAUUAUAUUGACUAUGCAAUUAGCUUGUAAAUAAAAUUCAUUUUUUUAA
Molecule: messenger RNA, 2531 nt
Organism: Pectinophora gossypiella (pink bollworm)
Lineage: Eukaryota; Metazoa; Arthropoda; Insecta; Lepidoptera; Gelechiidae
Gene: Hsdl2
Product: hydroxysteroid dehydrogenase-like protein 2
Exons: 12
Coding region: 137-1417 (426 amino acids)
Cellular component (GO): mitochondrion
Source: RefSeq, a predicted model, not a curated record